This is a messenger RNA of Colletotrichum godetiae, 1731 nucleotides long. RefSeq lists its product as uncharacterized. The coding region runs from base 1 to 1731 and encodes 576 amino acids. The record is from RefSeq and is a predicted model, not a curated record. The transcript has a single exon. NCBI's taxonomy places the organism in Eukaryota, Fungi, Ascomycota, Sordariomycetes, Glomerellales, Glomerellaceae.
AUGCCAAUCAAUCUUGACAACAUUUCAUUCUACUCGGCUCCAGCGCAAGCUGUGCAUCCAUCGGCAGCCAGAAGCACGGUCAGACAGACUGUCGGUCCUUCCUGUUCGACGGUGGGAAGAACGGCGAUACCUCCUUCAGACGACACGACGACUACACUCGAUCAGAACAAGGGUCAUAGUGACGGAAACUCAGUCGCGUCCUACCAAUUCUUUCCAGGGGGGAAUGUUGAGGGUAAAGUUAAUUCAAAAGAUAGGACGCAUCUGCGGAUUGACCGCUGCCCAGCGUCAGGCGAUAUGGGCCACAGCCCAGCCAAGGAGUUUGUGGCAGUGGACUUAGAGAUGCGCGAGAAUCCGUCUCAGACGGCGGCUUGGUCUGCCGACUGUCUACCAGUCUCGGUGCCUUCGUUGCCACCCGGGGUAUUCGCUGCGGCAAUGUUUCCCUCGCACCAAGAUCCAAGUUCUGAAGAUGCCAACGACACAGCCAACCCGGCUGUCCCUCAAAAGUCGACUAAGAAUACAUCGACUGUCAGAUUGGAGACCCUUGUCCCAGACAGCACUCCGCCCUACACCGAGCAGCUGCCCCAAGGAAGCCAAGCAGCCGAUGAUGACUUUACGGCCUGGCUGCUGCAUCAAGAAGUCGUGCCAUCCAGCAUCGCGGAAGUUGGAGAGGCCUUAGAAUCCCCGAGAGGGCCUGCCGAAAAGUCCAGCACGACGCAAAGCCCAGCGUUAGCCGAAACUGGACUGCCAUACUCUAGUUUGGCAUCCCUAGGCCAAGAAAUGCCAUGCCACGCCGAAAUUUCCGCACGCCAACCUCUCUCCGGACAAGAGACUCCCAAUCCGUGGCCGAACCCUGGUGGUGACGUAGUUAGCCCCGGCUCAACCGACCGAAGCGGGCUGCUGAUCACAAGAACGGCGUUUCGUUCCAGCAAUUGUACACCUUCACCGAACGAAAUGCCCGUGGAUGCUGAGAAGACAGCAUCAGAUGCUCCUCCUGUAUACUCAUCUCGAGUCCAUCGCCGAGCUCGCAAAUCACGACUGCCAGCGGGCGCUUAUGCCGAAAUCGAUUCGGACCCGGAAUGUAGUGAUGAGGAUGGGGCCCAUGGAACCAAUGAUGACUGCAUUCAGCAAGGGCUCCAAGGCUGUGAGGACAAUUCCGACCAACACGGUCAGCCAAAACCCAAACGUCGCAAAAGAAAUUCCCAGGAGACUGUUCGCACCAGCAGGGCUCUGAGACCACGGAACAGAUCAUCGCAGCUAGCAUCAGAGCCAAGACGAAGGUCAGAGCGGGCUACGAAUCGACCAAGGGCAGGCAGAAUCCUGGCCCCGCCGGUCUCUCCUGCUUCUACCGAUAAUGAAAUAGACCCCAGAUCCCUCUUUGGGCUAUUCUAUGAGUGGCGUCUCAGAAAACCAGUCCUGAAGUGUGUCAAAGAGGAACUUAUUACGACAUUCCAAUUGGAAUGGCAACAGCCGUCCGCAGAACUACAACAGACGCAUUGGUAUCCCUCAGUUGAUCGGCCUUCAGGUUCUUCGCUGAAGAGACGAGAGUCUGCGAGGCGAUCUGCCAAGUCCAGAGGCCCGUUUGAAGAGCAGGAGAACAGACUAUUGAUUCGACUGAAAGGACAAGGCCUUUCGUGGAGGGAGAUCCACAGCAGUUUUUCGAGUUCCUUUCCGGGCCGGUCUCUCGGGACGCUGCAAGUCCACUUCUCUACUAAGCUGAAGAUGACGAGAUAA